This is a messenger RNA of Mobula hypostoma (lesser devil ray), 2900 nucleotides long. It is a transcript of the gene mdm4, whose product is annotated as MDM4 regulator of p53. The record is from RefSeq and is a predicted model, not a curated record. The coding region runs from base 151 to 1656 and encodes 501 amino acids. Gene Ontology annotation, cellular component: nucleus. Gene Ontology annotation, molecular function: ubiquitin protein ligase activity; p53 binding. Gene Ontology annotation, biological process: cell cycle; negative regulation of apoptotic process; protein ubiquitination. The transcript has 11 exons. Lineage: Eukaryota; Metazoa; Chordata; Chondrichthyes; Myliobatiformes; Myliobatidae.
UUCUCCGAAGGCGAGGAGGCGCCAUCAUGGCGACGAGGUGGCGUUCACCUGCAAGUGAUUAACUACUCCCCCAACCCCUUUCUUUACCCCUCGCCCCCGUCGGAUCAGGCCAAGAGCUAUGGACAAACGCUAGUGCAAACCUCUGUCAACAUGACAACAGCUUCUACAUCUAAAUCAUAUACAUCAUCUGGUAAUCCAUGCAGUAUUUCAGCGGAGAAGGUUGGCCAGAUAAGGCCAAAGGUGCCUCUGCUGAACAUUCUACAGGAAGCAGGUGCAUCAGGGGAGACCUUCACAUUGAAGGAGGUAAUGUAUUAUCUUGGUCAGUAUAUAAUGUUAAAGCAACUCUAUGAUCAACAGCAGCAACAUAUUGUACAUUGUGGAAAUGAUGCACUUGGAAAAGUAUUUGGAGUCCAGAGUUUCUCUGUUAAAGAUCCAAGCCAAUUGUACGAAAUGCUUUCAAGGAACCUGAUAGCUGCCAACUUUCAAGAUGCUGCACAGACCCGCACACUUGUAAAGGAUACGAAAUGCCUGCCUAUGAGGGAAGAUCUUCCGAAGUGCCCUGCAUCAGGGGAAUGUGAAGAUGAAAUAGCUGCCUGGAACAUUGCACUUUCAGCUACCUCACACUUAAAACGAAAAAACUCCGAAUCAGAUGAGUCUCUAACAGAUGAUCACACUGAAUGUCAAGCCAAAAAAUUAAAAGCAGAUAACGUUUCUGAUCUGUGGGAUGCUGCCGGACUGCCAUGGUGGUUUAUAAAAACCUUGCGUUCUAAUUACGGAAGCAGGAAGAGUGGAUCGACUGAUAUUCAUAGUAACCAGGAUAUAGACACUGCCAUUGUCUCUGACUCGACUGAUGAUCUGUGGUUUCUGAAUGAAGCUCCUACUGACCAAAUAAACACGGAGAUCAAGUUGGACACUGUUGAGUUGAAAGAGAAGGAUGUUUGUGAGGGCCUGGUGGAGGAAGGAGACAACACAGAUAAGAAGGAGGUUAUUGGAGUUACAGUAUUUGAAACUGAAAAGGACACAGUGGAUUCAGGGGAUGACACUGACACAGAAAUAUCUCAUUUGGCUGAGGAUUCCAGUGACUUGAAGGACUCUUGGAAGUGUACUAAAUGUGGAAGGUUGAAUCCCUCUCAAAAGCAAUACUGCCUUCAGUGUUGGGCACUUCGUAAAGGCUGGCACCUUAAUUGCCCCAGGUUUGUACCGUGCAUUUCUGACCCAUCCACUGGCUUUGGAGAAGGUGAGGACGAUGAAGGUAUUGACGUUCCUGACUGUCGGAGGUCUAUCUCUGAGCCUCUGCUUCAGACUGAAGUUGCCAAAUGCAAGGAGAAAGGGAAACAUAUUCAGGGUCGAGCAUCUACAGGGAGAUUUCUACAACCAUCCACUUCAAGUAUCAGCUUAUGUGGGAGCAAAGAGGAGGUUGAAUCCAUGUGUGAAGAAACAAAAAUGCAACACAAGGGCUCCUUGCAUUUUCAAAGAAAUUGCUUGGGGCCCUGUCUUAUCUGCGGUGUGCGUCCAAGGACUGGGAAUAUCAUUCAUGGAAAGACGGGACACCUUGUAGCAUGCUAUGCAUGUGCUAAGAUGUUAUACAAGCGAAAACUGCCUUGUCCUGUAUGUGUGCAGCCGAUUACUACAGUAAUUAAAACUUUCAUAGGGUAAGCAGCUUGCUUAGUUAGAUACUAAGCAACAUGCAAGUGAACAUGUAGCAUAACUGUUCAGAUUCUGAUCCACCCAGUAGUUUCAGUCACUUUUGUUGUGAUAUGGUUAAGAUGACUGAGAACCUGUAACUUCAGAGAAGCAGUGUACUUUGAUCAUUCCAAGGCAUGCCACGGGUUAUUGCCAUAGAUGCUAAAUGUUGGUUGUAAAACACACCACAGGGAGAAAUUUAACGUAUUCAGUUGCAACUUUGAUUCAUGAUCCCACCAUUAGUGAGAUUAGCUUUGGGAGCUAAUGAGACUAAUUGAAAUGAUUACUGAAACAAUACCAUUGCUGCUUGAGCCUGUGAUGUUUAACGAGACAGCCACCAGUACAACUAAAUAUCAUACUCGGUAUGUCAGAUGAGAGAGUAUUUUAGGGAUUUAACUUCAGUGAGGAGUUGACCAGUUUUUUGUUUAGUGUAAUGUCUAGCUCUUAGCAAAACAUUUGAGAAGUCAAAAACCUGGUUGCCAUAGUUUGAAAUUACAAAGUUAGCCAGAGUUGGAUUCGUACUUCCACUAUUGGGUCAUGAUUCAUAAUUAUCUUCAGUGCAAGUCGGAGAAUUUGUAUGCUGGGGACACGAGACACUUUCUUUUCUCGUAGGAGGAUGACUGUCUCAUCCUUGCUCCAUUUUGUGCACUAAUUGACAAUGCCUGAAGCCAUAGUCUAUGUUGAAUUGUAAGAAACACUAAUCUAGCAAACUAUAUUCUACAGAUGUUACAUAGAUAGUUAUAAGAAUGGAAGGCUAUACAUACAGCCCAGUGUUUUGAGUUUGUUCUUCAAGCAUUUCCAAUCUUCAGCAAUAUUAGGCCAUGUUUUGACCUGACGUUGCAAUGCUAAUAAUUACUAUUCCAAAUGUAGCUCUAGUUCAGAAAGAAGAAUAAAAAUUGUGCUAAAGCUGAAGGUAAUAUUUCCCACCCUGACUCUACAGGAGAUGUGUAGUCAGUUCUGAACAGAUUCAGUUUUGAUUUGAAACUUGAGUUAAAAUGGAGUUGUGCGGUGAAUUAUUUUCUCAGAAAUUAUGAUGUUCUGCUUUUGUCAAUUUGCCUUGGGUACCCAGCCUGUUGUAAUUCUCGGACCACUCUCAUGUUCCUAAUUAUGAGACACGCUUUUGUAUUUACAGUAAAUAGUUACGUUAAUUUGGAAAACAUAUUAACAGUUCAAAUUCAGUAAGAAAUUUAUGACUGAAGUUAAUAAAUAUGAAGAUU